This is a messenger RNA of Myxocyprinus asiaticus (Chinese sucker), 4820 nucleotides long. RefSeq names its product actin-related protein 2-B-like. The record is from RefSeq and is a predicted model, not a curated record. Gene Ontology annotation, cellular component: Arp2/3 protein complex; actin cortical patch. Gene Ontology annotation, molecular function: actin filament binding. Gene Ontology annotation, biological process: Arp2/3 complex-mediated actin nucleation. Bases 98 to 1282 code for a protein of 394 amino acids. The transcript has 9 exons. NCBI's taxonomy places the organism in Eukaryota, Metazoa, Chordata, Actinopteri, Cypriniformes, Catostomidae.
AAACCCCGCUGCCGUCUCUGCUGCUGCUGCUGCUGAGUGGGUGAAGCACUUUAUUCAGAAAGUUCGGCUGCCUCUGACGGCUCCGGGGCUUUGAAAAAUGGACAGCCAAGGACGAAAAGUGGUGGUUUGUGAUAACGGAACAGGGUUUGUCAAGUGUGGAUAUGGCGGAUCCAACUUCCCAGAGCACAUCUUCCCAGCACUGGUGGGCAGACCCAUCAUCCGAUCCACGGCUAAAGUGGGCAACAUUGAGAUCAAGGAUCUAAUGGUGGGGGAUGAGGCAAGUGAGCUGCGGUCAAUGCUUGAGGUGAACUAUCCCAUGGAGAAUGGCAUCGUCAGGAACUGGGACGAUAUGAAGCACCUGUGGGAUUACACCUUUGGUCCAGAGAAGCUCAACAUUGACUCGCGUAACUGCAAGAUACUUCUCACAGAACCUCCCAUGAACCCCACCAAGAACCGCGAGAAGAUCAUUGAGGUCAUGUUUGAGACAUACCAGUUUGCAGGUGUUUACAUUGCCAUACAGGCUGUGCUAACACUUUAUGCUCAAGGUCUUCUGACUGGAGUAGUGGUGGAUUCGGGCGAUGGUGUAACCCAUAUUUGUCCUGUGUAUGAGGGCUUUUCUCUGCCCCAUCUGACGAGGAGACUGGACAUUGCAGGAAGAGACAUUACACGCUAUCUCAUAAAGCUGCUCUUGCUGCGAGGUUAUGCCUUCAACCACUCGGCGGAUUUCGAGACGGUGCGCAUGAUGAAGGAGAAGCUCUGCUACGUGGGCUACAACAUCGAGCAGGAACAGAAGCUCGCUCUGGAGACCACAGUACUGGUGGAGUCCUACACGCUGCCUGAUGGCCGGGUUAUUAAGGUAGGAGGUGAGCGGUUCGAAGCCCCUGAGGCUCUGUUCCAGCCUCACCUCAUUAAUGUGGAAGGGGUCGGAGUGGCUGAACUUCUCUUCAACACCAUUCAAGCAGCAGAUAUCGACACAAGGGCUGAGUUCUAUAAACACAUUGUUCUGUCGGGGGGAUCAACCAUGUAUCCUGGACUGCCCUCUCGACUAGAGAGGGAACUUAAACAGUUGUAUCUAGAGCGGGUACUGAAGGGUGAUGUCGACAAGCUCUCGAAAUUCAAGAUCCGGAUCGAGGAUCCUCCCCGGCGCAAGCACAUGGUGUUCCUGGGUGGGGCCGUGCUGGCUGACAUCAUGAAAGACAAAGACAACUUCUGGCUCACGCGGGAAGAGUAUCAGGAAAAAGGUGUACGUGUUUUGGAAAAGCUCGGAGUCACCGUCAGAUAAACACGGAUGCAGUUCCCAUAAACCACAAUGGCUCUAGCAUCUGUCAAUUGAUCUAUUUUACGUUACCCAUAUCUUGUCUUCAACCUCUUUUGCCAGUGACUCCUGUCGUCACAGAUGCAGAGAAAUGGGUUUGGAUUGUGAAGUGUGUUGGGGAGGCUUUGUAUUAUCUAUUUCAGUUUUUUUUGGUCCUCUGUCACUGCACUGAUGUACAAGUUGCACAGAAUUGUCGUCAGAUGUCAUUGCGGUUUCUAACAGCACUUGUGUAGCAUUUAAAGGAAUAUUCUGGGUUCAAUACAAGUUUAAUCAACAGCAUUUGUGGCAUAAUUUUGAAUACCACAAAAAUAUUUUCAACUAGUCCCUCGUUUAUAUAUAUAUAUAUAUAUAUAUAUAUAUAUAUAUAUAUAUAUAUAUAUAUAUAUAUAUAUAUAUUAACGAGGUUACAAUGAGGCACUUACAAUGGAAGUGAAUGGGACCAGUCCAUAAAUGGUAAAAUACUUAAUGUUUUAAAUGUAUAGCCACACGAUGUGAACAUUAUACAUGUUCAAAUGAUUUUCAUGUGAAAAAAAAAGAGAAAUCGCUUAAAGACAGUAUCUGUGUAACGUUAUAUCCAAUGUUGGGAUUACGUUUUUUGUUGUCAUUACAACAAAGUUGGAAUAUUAGAUAAUAUCAGAUAUAACCAUUCACUUCCAUUGUAAGUGCCCUACUGUAUCCACAAUUUUUGCUUGUAUUUUCUUUUUUUUUUUAAAGGAGGAACAAGUCAAUUGCACAAUUGCACUAUAUUGAAAUAUUCCUUUAAAAGAAUCAUUGAUGACCUUAAAGGGAUAGUUCACCCAAAAAUAAAAGUUCUCUCAUCAUUUACUCACCUUCAUGCCAUCCCAGAUGUGUGUGACUUCUGCAGAACACAAAUGAAGAUUUUUAGAAGAAUAUUUCAGCUCUGUGGGUCCAUACAAUGCAAGUGAAUGGGUGCCAAACUUUUGAUGUUCCAAAAAGCACAGAAAGGCAUAAAAGUAAUUCAUAAAACUCCAGUGUUUUAAUCCAUAUCUUCAGAAGUUAUAUUAGAUGUGUGGGUGAGAAACAGAUCAAUAUUCAAGUGCUUUUUUGCUUGAAAUUCUUCUCCCUGCCAAGUAUUGGGCGUAUGCAUGAAGAAUGUGAAUCACCAUAAACUCAUGUGAAAGUUAUUUGUUUCUCACCCACACCUAUCAUAUCACUUCUGAAGACAUGGAUUAAACCAAUGGAGUCUUCUGGAUUACUUUUAUGCUGCUUUAUGUGAUUUUUGGAGCUUCAAAAUUCUGGCACCCAUUCACCAUUGUAUGGACCAAAAGAGCUGAGAAAUUCUUCUAAAUAUCUUCAUUUGUCAGACACAUCUGGGAUGGCAUGAGGGUGAGUAAAUGAUGAGAGAAUUUUCAUUUUUGGGUGAACUAUUCGUUUAAACAAUAUGUAACCAAAGUUUACAGGGGUGAAUCUCACGAAACCAAUAUGUACAGGUCAUAUUUUCACCCCAAAAGAAAAAAGAAAAAAAGAAAUUAUAUUUUGCAUUAAGAAAAUAAAGCUUAUUUUAGGACCAUUCAUGUUUUUGCUUUGUGAAAAUGAACCCAUUCUCUUUAUCACAAUGUAUCUGGAUAAGUUACCUAGAUUCUUUGUAGAUUUAGAAGUUAGAUAAUGUAUCUUUUUUUUUUUUUUUUUUUUUUUUUUUUUUUUUUUUUUUGCAUUAUGGGAAUGUGGGUUAGGGAGGGAAUGUUCCUGGUUCAAUACAAGUUAAGCUCAGUCGACAGCAUUUGUGGCAUCAUCCCUCGUUUGUAUAUAUAAAAAAAGCAGUUACAGUAAGGCACUUACAACGGAAGUGAAUGGGGGGCCAAUCUAUAAACAUUAAAACACAAAAGAAUAGCCACAAGACAUAAACAAUAUUCUUGUUAACAUGAUUUUAGUGUGAUAAGAUAGCUUUCUAACCUUAUCUAUGUAGUUAUUUCCGAUAUUAAAAUUUUGACGUAAUACUGUAACGUUAAGUUCCUGAUUUUGUCACAUUAAAAAUCAUACAAAAUCAUUGAAACGCAGAUAGUGUUUAUGUGGCUAUACUUUUGAAACAGUGAGUAUUUUAAUGUUUACGGAUUGGUCCCAUUCACUUCCAUUGCAAGCGCUUUACUGUGAUUUUUGCUUUUUUAAAUAAACAAGGGACGAGUCGAUAUAAUUUUUUUGUGGCAAUCAACAUAAUGCUGUCAACUUAGCUUAACUUGUAUUACAAAUUUUUAUUUAUUUUUGAUUUGGGGCUAAAAUCUGACCUAGACAUGUUCUUGAAAGGUUUUAUGAAUUUCAAGUACAGUCUGUCUGUGCAUAUGUUUCUGAGACACCAUAAUAUCACUUCUGUAUUACUGCAAAGACUAGGCUAUAAGCUGUAUGAAUGCAAUCCUAUUCAUGACUGUGUACUGUAUGUCAGUCCGGUGACAGAGGAUCUAAAUGCUUUAUUGUCCGUGUGACAUCUAAGGGCAGAAACAACAUCUACCAACUUAACUGAGCAACCAAAAGUUAUUACGGUUAUUUUGAUUCCAAUGUGGUCAUUGAGCUUUAGCCCUUCAGCUUCAGAGGAGAAAACCUUUUGCUUUUUUCUGUCUGUCUUUUCUGGCCUACUUUCCUGUCCAAGAGGGACAAAGUGUUUUUUAGUGUUUUGAUAGAUUGGACUGAGAGACUGUGAGAUUUUUUUGGUAAGGUAUUCAACAAGCUGGCCAGUCUUCUGUUAGAUUGCUGUUGAAAAUGGUAAACUUCAGCAUUUGCAAAUGAGAUCUGAAUUUGUAUGAUAUAUAUAUAUAUAUAUAUAUAUAUAUAUAUAUAUAUAUAUAUAUAUAUAUAUAUAUAUAUAUAUAUAUAUAUAUAUAUAUAUAUAUAUACACACACACACACACACACACACAGACACAUACAGUACUGGGCAAAAGUUUUAGGCACUUGUGAAAAAUGUUUCAUAGUGAGGAUGUCUUCAAACAUAAUGCCAUAAAUAGUUUUCAUUUAUCAAUUAACAUCAUACAAAGUCCAGUAAACAUAAAAAAAGCUAAAUCAAUAUUUGUUGUGACAACCUCCACCUUCAAAACAGCACCAAUUCUCCUAGGUACACCUAUAAGCAGAUAGGAUAUUCCAAGCUUCUUGGAGAACUUUCCAUAGUUCUUCUAUCUGUUUUGGCUGUUUCAAUUGUUUCUGUCUCUUCAUGUAAUCCCAGACUGACUCGAUGUUGAGAUCCAGGCUCUGUGGGGGCCACACCAUCUGUUGUAGGACUCUUAUAUUCUAUUAUAUUCUAUUUGCAAAAGGAACAUUGGAAGUCUAAAAUGUAUAUUUCCUAUUGACACAUUAAACCUAAAGAUAUAAAUAACCAUCUUAAGACAAAUGCUUUUGUGAAACAUCUUAUGUGCCAAAAACUUUUGCACAAUACUGAAUAUAUAUAUAUAUAUAUAGCUUUCCAUAUGUAAUAGUUGUGGUUGUUUUUUACUUUUUAUUAAUUCUUUUGCAGUGCUUUGUCUGGCAUACAAUAAAAGAAUAUGAUUUUGCAGUUGAA